AUGGGCACGACGAUCACGUUUACCGAAAUCUUGCUGUCCCUGAUUGUGGUAGCGCAUUUCCGCAGUAUACUUUGUGGUAUGGUGGCUAGAGACAAGCAGUGUGGCUGCAGUGACCCACAGCAGCGCGACGACAAUCUCGAGAGCGAGUACAUCAAGUUGGAGCCAACUGGGCCGACCUCGCCAGGAUUUAAGGCCAUCUCUACUGGUAUGCAAGUUUGA
This is a messenger RNA of Penicillium maclennaniae, 219 nucleotides long. RefSeq lists its product as uncharacterized. The record is from RefSeq and is a predicted model, not a curated record. Lineage: Eukaryota; Fungi; Ascomycota; Eurotiomycetes; Eurotiales; Aspergillaceae. The transcript is spliced from 2 exons. The coding region runs from base 1 to 219 and encodes 72 amino acids.